AUGUAUAUUGUCCGAGGCUUGUCCAUUGAAGAUCUACUUCAGAAGAUUCGUCAGAAGUUGAAGUUGCAACAAAAUCAGGUAAUUUCUUCAGUCACGGGUCGAGUCCCAUGUGGUAAUCGAAAAUAUGCAGGUUUAGAAAUAACUGAUGAUGAGGACAUUGACAUUUUUCUUGGAACAUUUGUCCAAAACUCUACUACAUCUCAAUUUGUUGAGUUAUAUGUCGAUAUUGAGACAUCAGACGACAUGUCAAUACCGACACGUGGGUUGGACCUUAACAGUCAGACACAAAUGCCGUCAUCAUCGGAACCCCAGCCCACACAAUCAACUAUUGCAAGUGGAGAUGAAAGCGACUAUAUGGUAGAUGUUGAACCUGACAAUGAAGAGGAGGAGGAAGAUGAAGACACUCUACUGGAAAAUGACCAUGAUCAGAAUCAUAGUGAUGGAGGUGAUGAUGAACAUCAUGAUAAUCCCAUAUCACAGGAGACUGUUAUCCCUACGUCCAAUAAUCCGGUUAUUCCAUCAUCAUCAGAUAUGACACCAUUUUGGGAUGACAUCCCACACUAUGAGGCUGUUAAUUUUGAUUAUCCGAACGAAGACAUACUGGAUGUUGAAGGCUUAGGUCGUGGUCCGUGGACAAGAGGAGACGAAAUGUAUGUGAAACAAGAGUUUCGGUCAAAGAGCGAUGUUCAAGCUGCUAUAAAACAUUACUGCAUGAAUGAGCAUCAAGAAGGUGUAGUGGUUGAAAGUACAACCACGAAGUUGUCUAUGAAAUGCCAUAAGCAUGAAGAAGGCUGCAAUUGGCGAGUAAGGGCAAUUAAACCGAAGAAUAGGAACAGCUGGGUAGUCAGUAAAUGGGUUGGAAAACAUUCUUGUGUCAGCACAACCCUUUCUCAAGAUCACAAACAACUUGAUUCACAUUUUAUAUCUGAGGCCAUUCUAGACAUGGUGAAGGCUUCGCCGUCGGUGGCCGUUAUCUUGAUACAAGAACGGGUUACUGCCCUUUUUGGAUAUAAUGUUUCUUACAGGAAGGCGUGGAUGGGAAAGCAGAAAGCAAUUGCUAAGAUUUACGGAGAUUGGGACGAGUCAUACGCGUUCCUGCCAAGAUGGUUCGCACACAUGUUGAAUUUUUCUCCGGGGUCAGUUUACCAUAUUCAACAUGGACCGUGUGUCAUGAAUGGACAAGUCGAUGGUACGCAUCUGUACGGUAAAUAUAAAGGGACAUUAUUGAUCGCCACAGCGCAAGAUGGAAACAAUGAGGUCUUGCCAAUUGCAUUUGCGGUCGUUGAAAGUGAAACAAAAGAUGCAUGGGAAUAUUUUUUGGCAUCCAUCCGAAUGCAUGUAACCAAUAAGACUGGUAUAAGCCUUAUUUCGGAUCGACACAAAAGCAUUUUAUCAGCAGUGGCCAAUCCAGACAUUGGAUGGCAACCUCCUAAUGCAUACCAUGUGUUUUGCCUUCGUCAUGUAGGGAGCAAUUUUAAUACACGAUUCAAGGAUCAAUACAUGAAGGGUUUUCUAAAGAAGCUAGGAUAUAUUGCAAAUAAAGACUACUUUGAUGCUGCGUAUGCCGAGUUCUGCAGCAUUAGUCCAGAGGUCGCUGCGUGGAUUGAGGCUGUUCCAAAGGAGAAAUGGACUCGGAGUUACGACGAGUGUGGACGAAGAUAUGGUCACAUGACAACUAACUUUUCUGAAUCAGUGAACAGGGUUUUCAAGGGAGCGAGGAACAUGCCAAUAACUUCUUUGGUAAAAUGCACAUAUAGUCGACUUGCACGUUACUUUUUUAAAAGAGGGUGUAAAGCACAGACAGAUGUUGAGAUUGGAAAGCGUUUCUCAAAAACUAUUUCAGAAGCGAUGACAAAGAACAGUGAGAGGGCUACAUCGAUGCGUGUUCGGGAGUAUAACGUGGCGCGCACCUCAUUUGAAGUCGAUGACCAAGGAGAUACAUUUUGGGUUAACCUCAAUGAUAGGAAAUGCCAAUGUGGUAAGUUUCAAGCAUUCAAAAUUCCGUGUAGCCAUGUUAUUGCAUCAUGUAAGAAGGUAGCCCUUGAUGUUGAGCAAUACGUGGAUCCGGUGUUCUCUGUAAACUCCAUUAUGCGUGUCUACUCUUCUCCAUUUCUGCCGAUUGGUAGUGAAGAUGGAAUUCCCCCACAUCCCGGACCAAAGCUUGUUCCUGAUGUCUCAAUGAUGCGUGGACAGGGGCGUCCUAAAUCUACACGUAUUCGCAAUGAAAUGGACGAACUUGAGGACCAACCAAGUUCUAGCCAAACUAAAUGCAGUAUAUGUAAGAUAGCCGGACAUAAUAGGCGUGCAUGUCCUACAAGACGCAUAUCAAAUUAA
Messenger RNA from Gastrolobium bilobum, 2334 nucleotides. RefSeq lists its product as uncharacterized. Bases 1 to 2334 code for a protein of 777 amino acids. Lineage: Eukaryota; Viridiplantae; Streptophyta; Magnoliopsida; Fabales; Fabaceae. The transcript has 5 exons. Gene Ontology annotation, molecular function: zinc ion binding. The record is from RefSeq and is a predicted model, not a curated record.